AGAGGGGAAAGUACAUAAAGAGGCACCCCCCCCAAACUCUCUGAGAUCUCGCUUCGAAGCAUGUGCUUUGUUGUCCAGACAACCAGGAAGCGCGGAGUGGAAGACAAGACAGUCACCAGCGCCGCCAUCCCGGCUGUCGCUUCCUCCAUCGAUGUCUAGCGGAGCUGGAGAAGUUUUCCUGGCCCUUUCGCACCAGCGCGCGCCGGGUUCCCUUCAACUCUCCCCUCUGUCCCCUUCCUCCCUCCCUUUGGGUCGUUCGCGCACGCGUAUUUUAGCCAACUUCUUCCGUGUCUCCUCUGAGUCAUCGGUGGCUGCAGGCAGCCAGCUCCUCCACUCGUCCCUCCCACAGCCCGGGCGGGACCUUAUGUCUUGCGGGUGGUGGCGCCAUUCCCUGAAUUGGAGCCUGAGUGGAGUGAAUUUGGAGAGGCCCUUUUGGGGCUGACAGGUGAACCGCCGUGGGGAAGGGGAAGAAGAGAAAGAGGAGGAAGAAGAGGAAGACCUGACCGCGGGGGCUACCCCAACUGCGGUUGUAUAAGAUGGUGUUCGAGUCCAUAGUCGUGGACGUGUUGAAUCGGUUCUUGGGGGAUUAUGUGGUGAACCUGGACACUUCCCAGCUAACUCUGGGCAUCUGGAGAGGAGUUGUAGCCCUUAAGAAUCUUGAAAUUAAAGAAAAUGCAUUGAGUGAACUGAAUAUACCAUUUAAAGUCAAAUCUGGAUCUAUAGGUAAACUUGAUCUUGUGAUUCCUUGGACAAACCUUUACACUGAGCCAGUCAAGGCAGUAUUGGAAGGAAUUUAUUUACUCAUAGUGCCUUCAACCCUUAUGAAGUAUGAUGCAGAAAAAGAAGAGAAAUAUCUCUUAGAUUUAAAGCAGAAUCAAUUAAAGAGAAUAGAAGAGGCAAAAAAGAAAAUGGGAAAUAAAGGUAAGGAAAAGAAAGAGAAACAGGAUACUUUCACAGAAAAGCUAAUCGCACAGAUAAUAAAAAAUCUUCAUGUAAAAAUUUCCAGUAUCCAUGUCCGAUAUGAAGAUGAUGUUACAAAUCGAAAAAAACCAUUGGCAUUUGGGAUAUCUCUUCAGAAUCUCAGCAUGGAGACAACUGAUCAAGAUUGGAAUCCAUGUAUAGAUCAUGACACUGAGAAAUUCUUUCGUAAGCUAAUACGUUUAGAUAACCUGUUUGGCUAUUGGAAUGUGAAAGCUAGGAUGUUUCAUCAACAUGAUUCUGUUAUAUCUUUGGAAAGCUUAAAGUAUGGAAUCAUCACAGAUGUUGUCCCAGAAGGUUAUGAUUUUGUAUUCCAUCCCAUUUCUGCUCAAGCCAAACUGGGUAUGAAUCGCCGAACAGAUUUAGAUUUUUCUUCACCAAAAAUUAAUUUGGAGGUUGAGGUACAUAACAUAGGCAUCGAAUUGAACAAAUUACAGUAUUUCAGUGUCAUGGAGCUCCUUGAAUCAAUUGACAUGAUGACUCAAAACUUGCCAUAUAGGAAAUAUAGGCCUGAUGUAUGUAUUCACAACAAUGCUGAAAAAUGGUGGAAAUAUGCAAUAACCGGUGUUCUUAAAGUAGAUAUCCAGCCCAGGCUGCACGUGUGGUCAUGGAAGUACAUUUGCCAACACAGGCAAAAUGUAAAGCAGUAUAAGGAGCUUUAUAAGAGAAAGAUAAAAAGUACGAAGCCAACUGAUGAAAUCCUAAAACCUUUGCAGGAUUUGGAAAAAGUAUUGGAUGUGUUUAACAUUAUUUUGGCAAGACAACAAGCAGAAGUUGAGGUAAAGAAAGCUGGACUCAAAAUUUAUGGAGAAUCUUCAGAGGAUAAUAAAGGCUGGUUUGGUUGGUUGUGGAAUUGGUCAGAAUCGAACACUAAUGAGCAAGCAGAUACUAAACCUGCAAGUCUUGAAGAAUAUAUGACAUAUGAAGAGAAGGUUAAACUCUAUGAAGCAAUUGGUUAUAGUGAAACUGCCGUUGAUCCUACAUUGCCCAAAACAUAUGAAGCCAAAAAAUUGUCUCUGCAAUUGGGAAGUAUGUCUAUUUCCUUAAGGGAAAGCAAGAAAAAAUCUGAGUUGGUACAUAUUUUAUUUGGUGAUUUCAGCACAUUGAUCAUACAACGACCAGGAGCACAAGCAAUAAAAUUUGAAAGCAAAAUAGACACAUUUCGUGUUACUGGUUCAUCAUUUCUUUACUUAAAACCUUGUCUCCUUUCUCCAUUGGAUGAUUCUUCUUUACUUUUCAAAAUUUUGUUUGAGACCAAUCCAUUAGAUGGAACUGUUGCUCAGAGAUGUAUCAUAGAAGCUGAGCCUUUGGAAAUAAUAUAUGAUGCAAAAACCGUGAAUGAUAUAGUGCAAUUUUUUCAACCUCCAAAAGAAGUUCGUCUGGCAAAGCUAACUACAGCAACUUUGAUGAAACUGGAAGAAUUCCGUGAGAAGACAGCAACAGGUUUAUUAUAUAUUAUUGAAACACAAAAAAUUCUUGAUCUCAAAAUUGAUUUGAAGGCAUCAUACGUUAUUAUCCCACAAGAUGGAUUUUAUACUGCCACAUCAAAUUUACUUCUCUUGGAUCUUGGCCAUCUAAAGGUGUCAAGUAGAAGUCAAUCUGAGUUACCAAACAUUGAAGUAAACGUGACUGAUAUUGAAGAGAUUAUGUCUAGAGCUUAUGAUAAUUUUGAUAUUCAGCUUACUAGCAUACAGCUACUUUUUAGCACAGCUGGUAAUGAUUGGAAAGAAGCUCGAAAACUCCCGUAUUCUGAUCAGCAUAUCUUGGAGCCAUUGCAUUUUAAUAUGGAAUUUUCCAAGGCCAUGGUUGUCACAGAUCUGAGAAUGCCUAAAUUCAAAGUUUUCGGACAUCUGCCUCUGCUUUCUUUGCGAAUUUCAGAUGAAAAAUUAAAAGGGAUUUUGAAAUUAGUUGAAAGCAUUCCAAGGCCACAAAGUACAACUGAUGUAUAUGGCUAUAAAAAAACUUCUCUGGAUUAUACAUCUUCUUUUGGAACACCACAGAUUUCCCAAAGGCUGCUUCCUCUCUGGGAACUUCAAUCCAUUAUGGAAGAUGAAUCAGAAGAGGAAUAUUAUGAUGCUCCUUGUAGUCCACUAGAAGAUAUUCCAUGUUUGUUGUUUUCUGGUCACAAUGUUCGACAAAGAAAAUUUCAUAGACUAGGAGCAACUACAAACUGGACUGACUGUAAAAUGAAAUUUGAGAUACCUGAGGUUUUUAUUCAAUGUUGUCGUCUUGUUGAAAAUUUGGAGCAGCCUAUAAUGGAACUAGAUAUUGUCGGAUUAGGUACAGAGAUUCAAUUAAGAAGAUUUGAUAAGAGUGCAAAUGCUUUCCUGAAGGAAAUCUGCCUAAAAUGUCCAGAGUACAUGGAUGAAAAACAAAAACCAGUAUACCUUAUUACAACACUGGAUAAUGCAUUAGAAGAUCUGUUAACACUGGAAUAUAGUAAGGUUGAUUCACAUGUACCAGACCUUAAAACUUCCUAUAAGAAUGUUUUACAGCUGUUCAAGAUAAAUUUUUCUUCUUUGGAUAUUCGUUUGCAUACUGAAGCACUUUUGAAUAUUAAAAAUUUUGUGAAUAGUCUUCUUCCAAAAAGAGAAGUAAAAUCACAUAGUCAAAUUGUGGAAACUGAAGAAAAAGGAGGAGAAAUAAUUAAGAAAUUAUCUUCUAAGAUAUCUAGGAGUGAAGAUGUCAUUAACCUAAAUAUCAUUGCUGACCUGUCUUGCUUACGCAUCUUUAUUGAAGAUCAAAGAUGUAGAAUUUCUGAAAUUACCAUUGAAGGCUUUGAGUCCCACGUGGUAAUGAGACAGACCACAAGUGAAAUAAAUUUAAAUCUGAAGAAUAUAAUUAUUUUGGAUUCUGAUGAAAUGGCCUUCUAUAAAAAGGUGCUUUAUAUAACUGGAAAAGAGGUCUUCAGUUUGAAAAUGAUUUCUUAUCUUGGUGCUACUGCUGGUGCUGAAUAUACAAAUAUGAAUGUAGUUGACAGGGAGAUUACUCUAACUGUUGGCUGCAUUGAAGUUGUUUUAAUAAUGAAAUUUCUAUAUUCUGUAUCGGCUUUUAUAAACAACUUUCAAAGAGCAAAAGAAGCUUUGGCUGAAGCAACGGUUCAAGCAACAGGUAUAGCUGGUGGUGUAAAAGAACUGACACAAAGAAGUUCCCGAAUGGCAUUGGAUAUUCACAUCAAAGCACCUGUUGUAGUCAUACCACAGUCAUCAGAAUCCACAAAUGUCUUAGUUGCUGAUUUUGGGCUAAUUACAAUGAAGAACAAGUUCAUCUUAGUGCCAAACAGCAUUUAUUCCCCUCCACCAGUUAUUGAUGAUAUAACAGUAAAGCUGAGUGAGAUGCAACUCUACAGGUCCCAAUUUGUUGAAGGCCAAUUUCCUGAUGUACUAGUUAUAAUGCAACCAAUAAAUCUUGAGAUUGCUGUUCAACGAAACCUGUCUUGGGAGUGGUACCAAGAAAUUCCUGCUGUGAACCUUGAUGCCCAGCUUAAACCUAUGGAGCUUAUUCUAAGUCAAGAAGACAUUACUAUGAUAGUAAAAAUGUUGUAUGAAAAUAUAUGGAUUACAGAUAAUAAUCAGCCUUCAGUAGCUCCAGUCUCUGCAGAGUCUGAUGAUCUAUCAGCUCAACACAUUUCAGGAGGAACAACUGUAGUGACAGCAGCUGUGGUAGAAAUGCAUCCACAAGCACCACGUGUCAAGACUACAAUAAAUCUAAAUUUCAGAACUGACUAUUUGACUCUAACUUUGUAUAGCCCAGAUCCUAAAAAUACUUCCUUUGUAGAUGUUCGAGAUCCGCUUUUGAAACUUGCAGAAUUUAAACUGGAACAGAUUCUAAGUGGUGGGAAAAUGCUUACAGAUGACUCAGUAUUUUUUUCAUUGUCCUUAAAACACUGCAUAUUAGAAGAUAAACAGAGCCAUAUUCGGAAGGCAACUCCACAAAUGAUUGGACUGACAGUUGGCUUUGAAAGAAAGGAUAUGAUGGAUUUAAGAUACAAACGAAACAGAGAGGGUAUUGUAUUCGAUAUAAUUUUGCAAGAACUGUAUCUCUGUGCAAGUAUGCAAUUCCUGAGGGCAGUUUCAGAUGUCUUUCUUACAGCCUAUUAUAGCGGUAUUGUUGUAGAGACUACUAAUGUUCAAGGAUGGCCCUCAAAAGAAGAUAUGCAAGAGAAAUGGGAAAUGAAUGUUUUGAUUAAAAAUCCUGAAAUUGUGUUUGUGGCUGAUUUGUCAAGAUUUGAUGCUCCAUCAUUAGUUCUUACCACACAAUGUGAAAUCAGUUGGAAAUGGACACCUCUGUCAGAUAAUAUAACGGCUGCAAUUAAAGAUCUCCAAGUGAAAGCAUGUCCAUUUCUUCCAGCAAAGAGAGAAGGCAAAAUCACUACGGUUUUGCAGCCAUGUGACUUGUUUUAUCAAAGUAUUCAAAUGGGUGUAGAUCCAAGGAUGGUUGAUAUAUCUGUAAAAUCCUUGACACUCAAGAUUUCACCUAUUAUUAUAAAUACCAUAAUUACUAUUACAUCAACAUUUUAUACAACUGCAAAAGUUGCACAUCGAGAAUCAUUUCCAUCUCAACCAGAUUUAUGGGACAAAAUGGAUACAAAGAAACUGAAAAUGUGGUUUCUUGAAGAGUCAGGUGAUAGUGAAAAGGUGGCUGCAGUGACAGAGUUGGUUCCCACUGGAGAGAUGAUAAAAAUGACAAUUGACUCAAUUUUUGUUGUUCUUGAAGCUGGAGUUGGUCAUAGAACAAUACCAAUGCUUUUGGCUAAGUCAUAUUUUUCAGGGGAAGGCAAAAACUGGAGCACUCUUAUCAAUCUUCAUUGUCAUCUUGAGUUAGAAGUACAUUACUACAAUGAAAUGUUUGGUGUAUGGGAACCUUUACUUGAACCUUUAGAAAUUGAUCAAACUGAAGAUUUUAGACCAUGGAAUUUUGGAAUAAAGAUUAAAAAGAAAGCAAAGAAAGCCUUGGUUGAAUCAGAUACUGAGGAAGAAAACUACAAAGUGCCAGAGUACAAAACAGCAAUUAGUUUCUAUUCAAAAGACCAGUUGAAUAUUACAUUAUCAAAAUGUGGCCUUGUAAUGCUGAAUAAUUUAGGAAAGGCAUUUACAGAAGCUGCUACUCAGACUUCAGAUAUCUUCACAAAGGAUCAAGCACCAUUUCUUAUUUUCAAUUCUCUUGGAAUUACCAUCACUGUUUCAAUGAGCGAUUCCUUUCGUGCUCUUAAUCUUCCUGAGUCAAAAAUGUUUGCAUUAAAAAAUGAAGAGAGCUUAAGUAUGGAUUAUAUCAGAAGUAAUGAUGGUGAUCAGUUUAGUGCAAUGACCAGCCUAAGUAGCAAACUUUUUUACAUUAUGCUCACACCUGCUAACCAUUCAACUACUGAUAAGAUUCCUUUAACAAAAGGAGGUCGACGUCUGUAUACUGUUAGACACAGAGAAUCUGGUGUUGAAAGAUCUAUUGUUUGCCAAAUUGAUACGGUUGAAGGCAGUAAGAAGGUUACAGUUCGAUCCCCAGUGCAGAUGCGAAAUCAUUUCUCAAUUCCAAUGAAUAUUUACGAAGGUGACAUAUUGUUGGGAACUGCUUUACCAGAAAAUGAGUUCAACAUACAAUUGACAUCUUAUCGAUCAGUCCUUUUUUUGAGACCAGAAGGGGAAGAAUGUGGGCUAUGUGAUGCAAUCAACUUUGAAGAAAUUAUAAAAUAUGAAGGACUCCUCCUAGAAAAACAUUGUCAACCUUCACACUCUUCUAAGAAACCAUUUAUCAUUAAUAUUGUACCUGAAAAAGAUCAAUUGACAUCACUGUCGGUGUAUUCAGAGGAUGGAUGGGAUUUACCAUACAUAAUUCAUCUGUGGCCUCCUGUUCUUCUCCGCAAUUUUCUUCCUUAUAAAAUUGCUUAUUAUUUAGAGGGAAAUGAACUUAGAGUUUUCACCCUAGAGGAGGGUUCUUCAGCCCAGAUCUGUACUGCAGAAUUGGAUAAAACUAGACUACAUUUAAAGUUAAUUAAUUAUCUUGACCAGGAUUGGAAAAGUGAAUAUCAAAUAAGGUCUAAUCAACACGACAUCAGUUUUAUUAGUUUUAGAUGUGUCACUGAGAUAGAGAAGACAGAAUUAGUUAUUGCCAUUCACUUGACUUAUAAUACUGGCCAGGCAAUUGUAGCAUUUCACAGCCCUUAUUGGAUGGUGAAUAAAACUGGUCGGAUGCUACAAUACAAAGCGGAUGGGAUUCAUCGUAAGCAUCCUCCAGAUUACAAAAAGCCAGUACUCUUUUCUUUCCAGCCUAAACACUUUUUUAAUAAUAACAAGGUGCAGCUUAUGGUGACUGAUAGUGAAUUAUCAGACCAGUUUUCAAUUGAUACUGUAGGCAGUCAUGGAGCGAUUAAAUGUAAAGGUUCAACAAUGGACUAUCAAGUUGGUGUAACCAUAGACCUGAGUAGUUUUAAUCUUACCAGAAUUGUAACAUUCACUCCUUUUUAUAUAAUAAAAAACAAAAGUAAAUACCAUGUAAGAGUAUCAGAAGAGGGAAAUGAAAAAUGGAUCUCUCUUGAUUUGGAGGAGUGUAUCCCCUUUUGGCCUGAAAGUUCUUCUAAUAAACUGCUGAUUCAAGUUGAAAACAGUGAAGAGCCUCCAAAAAAGAUAUAUUUGAACAAGCAAGAAAAUUGCAUUUUACUGCACCUCGGCAACAAACUUGGAGGAAUUAUAGCAGAAGUGAAUAUAGCUGAACAUUCUACAUUUAUUACAUUUAUGGAUUAUCAUGAUGGAUCUGCUACAUUCCUUUUAAUAAAUCACACCAAGGAUGAGAUUGUUGAAUAUAAACAAAGUUGUCUCAUUGAAAUGGAAGACAUGCUUCCUCCUGGUAAAGCAGUUUUAUACACUUGGAAUGAUCCCAUAGGUACUAGAAAAUUGAUCUGGAAAUGUGGAAAGAGCCGUGGUGAAGUAACGCAAAAAGAUGACAUGAUGACACCAAUAACUUUGGGUGGGAAAAAGACCAUUUAUUUAGUUUCAUUCUUUGAAGGCUUGCAGCGCAUUCUUUUAUUCACUGAAGAUCCUAAAGUAUUUAAAGUGACAUAUGAAAGUGAAAAAGCUGAGUUGGCAGAGCAAGAAAUUGUGUUGUCAUUACAAGAUGUUGGAAUUUCUUUGGUUAAUAACUAUACAAAACAAGAAGUAGCCUAUAUUGGCAUCACAAGCUCGGAUGUAGUUUGGGAAACAAAACCAAAAAAGAAAGGAAGAUGGAAAACACUAAGUAUAAAGCAAACUGAAAAAUUAGAGAGAGAAUUUAAAGAAUACAUUGAGGUUUCACCUUGCGAAGAUAAGAUUAUAGAUUUGGAACCUUCUGUUACGGUUUGUUUAACACCUAGUGGUAGUAAUAUGAAAAUUCUACAACCACAUAUAAUACCUGUACGAAGAAAUUAUCUGCCAGCAGUAAAAUUAGAAUAUAGUACAUCUGCACAUCAAACAUCUUUCAGAGUUCAAAUUUAUAGGAUACAGAUACAAAAUCAGAUUCAUGGAGCUAUAUUUCCCUUUGUAUUUUAUCCUAUUAAACCUCCCAAGUCAGUCACCAUGGACUCAGCACCGAAGCCAUUUACAGAUGUAAGUAUUGUGAUGAGAUCUGCUGGACAUUCACAAAUAUCACGUAUUAAGUAUUUUAAAGUAUUGAUACAAGAAAUGGACCUCAGGUUAGAUCUUGGAUUUCUUUAUGCUCUGGCAGAACUCAUGGCAGAAGCUGAGGUGACUGAACAACACGAGGUUGAACUUUUCCACAAGGAUAUUGAGUAUUUUAAAGAAGGAUUUCAGACAGACUCAUUAACAGAUACAUCACAAGUCAGCCUUUAUGAAUAUUUUCAUAUUUCUCCUAUCAAGUUACACUUGAGUGUUUCACUGAGUUCGGGUAGAGAUGAUGGUAAAGAUGCAGCACAACAUGGAGGACUGAUUCCAGUCCAUUCAAUAAACCUCCUGCUGAAGAGUAUCGGUGCCACUCUUACAGAUGUGCAAGAUGUAGUAUUUAAGCUAGCAUUUUUUGAACUUAACUAUCAGUUCCAUACAACACCCCAAUUACAGACUGAAGUUAUAAGACACUACUCAAAACAGGCCAUUAAGCAGAUGUAUGUUCUUAUUCUUGGGCUUGAAGUUUUAGGAAAUCCAUUUGGCUUAAUUCGAGAAUUUUCUGAAGGAGUAGAAGCAUUUUUCUAUGAACCGUAUCAUGGAGCCAUCCAAGGUCCUGAGGAAUUUGUAGAGGGUAUGGCAUUAGGACUUAAAGCGUUAGUUGGAGGAGCUGUUGGUGGACUGGCAGGUGCUGCCUCUAAAAUUACUAAUGCUAUGGCUAAAGGUGUUGCUGCCAUGACUAUGGAUGAAGAUUACCAGCAGAAGAGAAGAGAAGCCAUGAAUAAACAACCUGCAGGUCUUAGAGAAGGCAUCACACGUGGAGGAAAAGGCUUAGUAUCUGGUUUUGUAAGUGGCAUAACAGGAAUAGUGACUAAGCCAAUCAAAGGAGCCCAAAAAGAAGGAGCAGCAGGGUUCUUUAAGGGUGUUGGGAAAGGAUUAGUUGGAGCUGUGGCAAGACCAACAGGAGGAAUUAUUGAUAUGGCUAGUAGCACCUUUCAGGGAAUUAAAAGAGCUACUGAGACUUCUGAUGAAGUAGAGAGUCUUCGUCCUCCAAGAUUCUUUAAUGAAGAUGGCGUUAUUAGACCUUACAGGUUGAGGGAUGGAACUGGAAAUCAGAUGUUACAGGUGAUAGAAAGAGGAAGAUUUGCCAAAAGCAAGUAUAUUACACAUGUUAUGGUCAAUAAAAAAGAUUUCUUGAUGGUAACCACAAGUGGUGUACUGUUUGUGACAAAAGGAACAUUUGGGCAGCUGACCUGUGAGUGGCAAUACAGUUUUGAUGAGUUUACCAAAGAGCCAUUUAUCAUUCAUGGAAGACGAUUACGUAUUGAGGCCAAGGAACGCGUACGGUCUGUAUUCCAUACCAAAGAGUUUGGGAAAAUAGUUAAUUUUAAGACUGCAGAAGAUGCUAAGUGGAUCCUUUCAAAGCUGGAAGAAGUGAGAGAGUUCAACCCAAAGCUCUAAGUGAUGGAAGGAGCUGAAGACAGUGUGGAUGAAACAAAACCUGACUUUAAAGCUGUUGUGUUCCAGUGCCCGAUUAUCAAAAUUAAUUUGGGGAGUCAGAUAUAAAAUUGUAUUCAAGCACCCCAUGUUUUGUGGUAUAGUUGUUUUCAUUAAGGAAUCAGUUGGAAUCAGGUAAAAUACCUACUUACAAUAUUUCACCCAUUUUGGGGAUGAUUACGUUUUUAACUUAAAGCAAGCAUCCGGUUAAAAUUCUUUUAAGAUAUUUUUUUAAAAGAUAAUUUUUUUUCUUGAGGGAACUUUACUACAUGCUAUAGAUGUGUAUCUCACACUAAUAAAGGAGUUGCCCUAAGUUAUUUCCACUCAGAACUAAAUUAUAAUGUUUUCUGGGUCAUAUUCUAAAGUUUACUAUACUUGUUUAUAGACUCCUAUAGUACAAAUGGUUAGAGUGAGCAGUGGGUAGACUGUUUACUAUCAUUCCAAUAUCUCAAGACCACCUUCGGUAUUAGUCUAAUCAGAAAGGUGAAGCUCAGCAGUUUUAUCUUUGAAAUUCUUUUUAUGAAUAAAUAUUUUGGAAGUAUUUUCUUUAUUUUUUUACAUUAAGGAUAGGUUCAAAUUAUUCUUCAGAUGUACUAGUGUUUGGAGUUACCUUUUUUAUACAUUAUGCUAUAAAUUAUAAAAUCAAUCCACUGAUACCUUGCCUUAAGACAUAACAUGAUGUUGACAAAAUAGUUAUCAUGCUCAGGAAAGUCUCUUUGAAAGAGUAAAAUAAAUACCUCCUCAAGCCAAGUCCCUGGGGACAACAUUGUUCAUUUAGUUUAUAUAUUUAAUACUUUUAGUAGAAUGAUGACCUUACAGAAAACCUGAAGCCUUCCAAAUGUAGCUUCUUCCGGAUUUCCUCCAGAGACCAGGGCCAUGUCACAAAUUUAAAUUCCUUGCAAUAACUCCCAUCCCAAGGAAUUGUAUAGAAUGACUCACAGGUGUUACUGGAAAUUAUGGUAACCUAAAAUGAGAACCAGCACCAAGAGGUGAAUGCUAGAGACUCCAGAACUUCAGGUUCUCUUUUCUAAGCUCAUGACUCUACACGUGCAGUUCAUCCAAACAGAAAUAAUUGGCUGCAUUUGAGUGGAAAAAAGGUCAUGGGAUUUCUUUCUCUAUAGAAAUCUUUUUUUUUUCCUUUUGGAGGAAAUGCUGAAUGAUAACCAUAUUUUCUGUUUAGUUAUUGAAUAGUAUGGCAUAUCGGAUGCAUGUUCUAACUGCUGCCAAAAG
Messenger RNA from Gracilinanus agilis (Agile Gracile Mouse Opossum), 11288 nucleotides. RefSeq names its product vacuolar protein sorting 13 homolog A (gene VPS13A). The transcript has 72 exons. NCBI's taxonomy places the organism in Eukaryota, Metazoa, Chordata, Mammalia, Didelphimorphia, Didelphidae. The coding region runs from base 537 to 10022 and encodes 3161 amino acids. The record is from RefSeq and is a predicted model, not a curated record. Gene Ontology annotation, biological process: protein targeting to vacuole; protein retention in Golgi apparatus; autophagy. Gene Ontology annotation, cellular component: extrinsic component of membrane.